CGCUUCACCGUCUCGCUCUCGCAAUUUCUUCUCAAUUAUCGGAUCGAUUUUUUUCCCUUCUUCUCUUCUUUAAUCAAAAUAACGUUUUUCACAUUAUUUUACUCUUCUCUGGUCGGAGCAAGAACUAGAACGCUUCAUCGAAGUUGAAACGGCGAGUGUACCUUUUCCGGAUCUCGCCGCUAUGGAAGAUGGCUGUCGGAGUGAGUUGACUCGGUCUAACUCUGACUCGUCUGACAUAACUGUUGAGAGCUCGUACCAGUAUCCAAGUAAAAUACUGCAGGGCCAAUCUGCAGAGUGGACAAAUGAGAAACACGAUGCCUAUCUUGGGUAUUUAGAAGCAUCUUUUGUUCAGCAAUUGCAUGAGCUGCAUUGCUCCACUGGGUUGCAAGGGCAGCGAUCACAAGAAAAAACACGAGGGCCAUAUAUAUCCCAAGCAAUAUCAGCCCACAGACGUUUUACACCUCACCAGUUGAUGGUUUUGCCAGAUGGCAGCUGGCAGAAGAUUAAGCUUACAGGGAAAGAAUCUAUGUUUGAGAGCACAGCUGAUUCCCAUGGUACACUGGAAAGUCCAUGGAUACAUCGUUUUACAUCUGUGGGUCAACUCCAGACCGCAACAACUUUUGAUCCCCAGGACCGCAGUGUGCUUUGUGAGGAGGGAUUCUUUUUGAGAAAGAAUGUAACUUUCUCUGUUGAAUCAGCUGGAAGUUCAGGGCAGCACGAAGACUAUCACUUAUGCCAUCAGAAUUCAGCUGGCAGUACUACGGAGCUCUCAGAUCAGAAUUUUAUUGAUGAAAACCGAGGACAGAGUACAAGUUGUGGACCCGUGACAAAAAGGUUGAAGACUGCUGCCUUUCAUGAUAAAAAAGAUGAUCAGGUGUUUGGUCGUACUUCCUCAGAGAGAGAAGAACAAAAACAUCAUGAAUUGCUGUUAGAAAGUUCUGAGAGGUUUAUUUGCCCAAGAUCCAGUACAUAUUCCUUAUUAAGAGGAAGCUGAGUUGUGACUUCUGGGCGCCUUCAAUACGCCCAGAGUCUCCAGGUUCCUAGCUGAAGAAGCAUAAGAAGAAUAAUAGUAGUAAUUUUUUGAGGAUGGCUUUUGCUGAGAACUAAAUGAUGAUUUUGACAUAUAUUAGGUGAGAAGCAUCUAUUAAGAACUUACAUGUUUAGGUAAAAUAUGCAGUAGUUGCAAUUGAUGGAUGAGCAAGUGUUUUGUGAUAUGAGUAUACUAUACUGCUUUAUAAUGAUGUCUUUGUAUUUGUAUCGGUAUUUUGUAAAUACAGUGGCAUUGUAUAUACAAGUUAUGGAAUGUAUCAUACAUGUAGAAGAUGAUUUUACGCCAUA
Mangifera indica (mango) is the source of this 1338-nucleotide messenger RNA. Its product is annotated as cold-regulated protein 27-like. The coding region runs from base 182 to 994 and encodes 270 amino acids. NCBI's taxonomy places the organism in Eukaryota, Viridiplantae, Streptophyta, Magnoliopsida, Sapindales, Anacardiaceae. The transcript is spliced from 5 exons. Gene Ontology annotation, biological process: response to cold; regulation of circadian rhythm. The record is from RefSeq and is a predicted model, not a curated record.